AUGGUGAAAUCUUACCAAAGAUUUGAACAAUCUUCAGUAUUUGGUGUAAUCAGUUCAAAUUCAAAUUGUGUCUGGGUUCCUCCAAGUUCAAAAAAAUCCAAAAGUUUAGGUAAAGUUAUAACAGGUGCCCUAGAGAAUAUUAGUGUAUGGGAUCUUAAAACCUCCGAAUUGGAAUAUGUAUUAUCAGAUGGUUUACCACCUGGUUCUGUUGAUUUAAAAUCCUCAAAGCCAGCAGAAGUAUCCUACUUACAAUUUCAUUCCGAAACAGGUUUAAUAGCGGCAGGUUAUGCUGAUGGUGUAAUAAAGCUAUGGGAUUUAGUCUCAAAAACAGUACUUUUAUCUUUUAAUGGUCACAAAUCUAGGAUUACAAUGUUGAAGUUUGAUAAAACUGGUACCCAAUUGAUAUCGGGUUCUGAGGAUUCCAAUAUUAUUGUCUGGGAUUUAGUAAGUGAAGUUGGGUUGUAUAAAUUACGUUCACAUAAAGGUACCAUCACUGGGUUAUGGUGUGAUAGUGAUAAUUGGUUAAUAAGUACAUCAAAGGAUGGGUUAAUUAAGGUUUGGGAUUUAAAAACUCAACAAUGUAUUGAAACUCACAUUGCUCAUACUGGCGAAUGUUGGGCUUUAGGAAUAAUGACUGAUUUUGUGGUAACAUCAAGUGCUGAUUCUCAACUGAAAAUAUGGCAAAUGGAUCUUGAAGGAGAGCCAGGUUCCAAAUUAAUUGAAAAAGGUGCAUUUGAAAAGCAAAGUAAGCAAAGAGGUUUAUCGAUAGAAUUUACAACUACAAGUGAUGGCGUUCAUUUCUUUUAUGUUCAGAAUGCUGACAAAACUGUCGAAAUUUUCAGAUUAAGAAAAGAUAUUGAAAUUGCAAAAGCCAUAAAAAGAAGGGAAAAGAGAUUAACUGAAAAGGGGAUGACUGAAGAAGAUAUUAAGACAAACAUAUCUGAAUCUUAUGUUUCAUUUGUUAUGCAUCCUUUCCAGGUUGUCAGAUCAAUGUAUAAAAUCAAAUCUGUUGCAUGGACUCUUUCUUUAUCCACUAAAUUAGAAGUCGUAGUAACAACUAACUCUAAUACUAUUGAAUAUUAUUCUGUACCAUAUGAGAAAAGGGACCCUACAUCUCCAACUCCUAUCAAGGCUCAUACUAUAGAAUUACAAGGUAGUCGAACAGAUGUUCGUUCUAUUGAUAUUAGUGACGAUAAUGCCUUGUUAGCCACUGCUUCUAACGGUGAGUUAAAAAUAUGGAACUUAAAUACAAAAUCCUGUAUAAGAACAUUCGAGUGUGGGUAUGCGCUUACUUGUAAGUUUUUACCUGGUGGCCUCCUGGUUGUUGUAGGUACAAGAGAGGGUAAUCUACAAUUAUUCGAUCUUGCCUCUUCAGUUUUAUUGACUACUAUAGAAGCCGCCCAUGAAGGAGCAAUUUGGUCUUUAGAUGUAACUAAUGAUGGUAAAAGGCUUGUUACUGGUUCUGCUGAUAAGAGCAUUAAAUUUUGGGAUUUCCAAGUAAAGCAAGAAUUGAUUGCUGGAACAUCCGAUAAAUAUGUCCCACAAAUGAAUAUAGUUCAUGAUUCAACUCUUGAAUUAGGUGAUGAUAUUUUGAGUAUUAAAAUUUCAGGUGAUGAUAAAUUUUUAGCAAUUUCCUUACUGGACAAUACAGUUAAAGUAUUCUUCUUAGAUUCUAUGAAAUUUUUCCUAAGUCUUUAUGGUCAUAAAUUACCUGUUCUAUCCCUAGAUAUAUCUGAUGAUACAAAAGUCAUCAUUACAUCUUCAGCAGAUAAAAAUAUUAAAAUUUGGGGUUUAGACUUUGGUGACUGUCAUAAAUCUCUGUUUGCACAUCAAGAUUCGAUUAUGUGUGUCAAAUUUCUUCCAGGAUCACAUAACUUCUUUAGUGCCUCUAAGGAUGGUUUUGUAAAAUAUUGGGAUGGUGAUAAAUUUGAGUGUAUUCAAAAACUAGCUGCGCAUCAAAGUGAAGUGUGGGCCUUAGCUGUCUCUGAUAAUGGGGAACGUGUUGUUUCCGUUUCACAUGAUCAUAGUAUUAGAAUUUGGGAAGAAACAGAUGACCAAGUUUUCCUUGAAGAAGAAAGAGAAAAAGAAUUGGAAGAACAAUAUGAAGAUACUUUGUUGGCUUCAUUAGAAGAAGGAAAUGCGGAUGACACUUUUAAGGGUGAUGUAAAAAAUGAUGAAGAUGAUGAAGCAACUAGGGUAAGUAAACAAACCAUAGAGUCCUUAAAAGCUGGGGAACGUUUAAUGGAUGCUUUAGAUUUAGGUAUUAAGGAAAUUGAAGAAAUGGAAAACUAUGAAGCCGAAAUGGUUAAAUAUAAAAAGAAGCAACGUAUAGAUGCACCAGUCAAGCCAACGGGGAAUGCUAUUUUAUUAGCAGUUCGUAAAACACCGGUGGAAUAUAUAAUGGAUACUUUGAUUGGUAUCAAGCCAUCACAAUUGGAAGACUCUUUACUUGUAUUACCCUUCUCCUACGUACUCAAGUUUUUGAAAUUUUUCGACUAUGUGAUGAAAGUUCCAAAUAUAUUGAAUAAUCGUUUAGCUCUAAUAUGCAAAAACUUAUUUUUCAUUUUAAAAUCGAAUAGUAAAGAAUUAGUUUCUCAAAAAAAUGAAGAGCUCAAGUUACAAAUUAGUAGAGUUAAACAUCAAUUAAGAUCUGCCUUACAAACUAAUGAAGAUGAUUUAGGUUUCAACAUUCAAGGUUUGAAAUUUAUCAAGCAACAAUGGAAUAUGAAGCAUAAUUUUGAAUUUGUUGAUGACUAUGAUCAACAAGCUCAAGCUGAAAAAUCAGCCAAGAAAGAAUAUUCGGUACCCUAG
Molecule: messenger RNA, 2811 nt
Organism: Henningerozyma blattae CBS 6284
Lineage: Eukaryota; Fungi; Ascomycota; Saccharomycetes; Saccharomycetales; Saccharomycetaceae
Gene: DIP2
Product: snoRNA-binding rRNA-processing protein DIP2
Exons: 1
Coding region: 1-2811 (936 amino acids)
Biological process (GO): maturation of SSU-rRNA
Cellular component (GO): small-subunit processome; Pwp2p-containing subcomplex of 90S preribosome
Molecular function (GO): snoRNA binding; protein binding
Source: RefSeq, a predicted model, not a curated record